Tuber aestivum (summer truffle) is the source of this 3590-nucleotide messenger RNA. The record is from the annotation of a GenBank genome assembly. Lineage: Eukaryota; Fungi; Ascomycota; Pezizomycetes; Pezizales; Tuberaceae.
AUGGACGACCUUUAUGACGAGUAUGUGACUGCUACCUUUGGCGCGGGACGGUGGACUAACGAGGUGUCCUUUGUUUUAACUUAGGUUCGGAAAUUUCAUCGGGGAGGCUGUCGAUUCGGAUGAGGAAGAACAUAGAGGCGAUAACGGCGCAGAUGCUUACGUUGACUACGACGACGAGGAGGCAUCGGCUGCUGGUGAAGAUGCGCAGCAAUUGAUGGAGCUUGACGGUAUGAGAUUUCCCCGGCUGGGGUGGUAGGGAGUGUGAGUGCUGAUGGUGGGGCGGGAUAGACGAGGGUCCUUCCAACGCGGUUGUGCUUCAUGAAGGUUGGUCUCAAUUCUUUUUCUUUUUCUUCAAAUGCAUGGGGAUACUGACAUGUUUUAAUUCAUAGAUAAACAAUACUAUCCGACAGCGGAACAGACCUACGGGGCGGAUGUUGAGACUCUGGUACAGGAGGAGGAUGCGCAGCCGCUGUCAGAGCCAAUCAUAGGUAUGGAUUCCUGUUCUUCUGCGGAAAACGAUUGAAGCUGAUGUGCUGAAUAGCUCCUAUUAAGGUUAAGAAGUUUACUGUCGAGGAGGCUGAUCUUCCAAAGACUCAUUUCUCAAGAGAGUAAGGGUAUUCCAACAUUUGAGACUAGAGGUUGUCACGGAACUGAUAGUGCGUAGGUUUAUGAUGGAUUUAAUGGGUUUCCCGGAUCAAGCUAGAAAUGUUGCCUUGGUUGGGCACCUACAUCAUGGAAAAACUGCGUUUAUGGACAUGUUGGUUGUGGAGACUCAUGACCUGGAAGGAAAUACGGAGGGAAAGAAAGGGGAACAGGUGCGGAUUACACUAGAUCAUCACUUGAGCGAAAUCUAAUAUUACGAUUAGCUUCGAUACACAGAUACCCAUGUCGUCGAGCGUGAGCGCGGUGUUUCUGUUAAAUCCUCCCCUAUGUCUCUCGUGCUACAGUCCUCGAAGGGCAAGUCCCACCUGGUCAACAUUAUUGACACCCCAGGCCACGUCAACUUUGUGGAUGAGGUGGCUUGUUCUAUGCGGGUCGCCGACGGCAUCGUGCUUGUUGUGGAUGUUGUUGAGGGUGUAAUGGUCAACACUGAACAGAUAAUCAAAUAUGCUGUCAAUGAGAAUAUUCCGAUGACUUUGGUUUUGAACAAGGUCGACCGUCUGAUACUAGAGCUUAAACUCCCGCCCACAGAUGCAUAUUUCAAGCUGAAGCAUACGAUCGAGGAGGUAAAUACGGUCAUUGAAAACGCGGCCCCGGGAAGGGGUGCGAGCAUGAGACUUUCACCUGAGAAGGGAAAUAUCUGCUUUGCUAGUGCAAGCAUGGGGUGGUGCUUUUCGUUGGCUAGCUUUGCCAAGAUGUAUGCCGAUACUUACUCUGGAAUUGAUAUUGCGGAGUUUGCAAAGAGACUGUGGGGUAAUAUCUUCUAUAAUCCUGGCACUAGAAAGUUUACUCGAAAAUCUAUGGAGGCGGGGUUGAGAAGGUCUUUUGUGCACUUCAUCCUUGAGCCUCUUUACAAGCUUUAUUCUCAUGUAAGCUCCCAACUCCUAUGAAAGAAUCAGGGCUACUAACCUUUCAUUCAGACGAUUGGAGAAAGUACGGGCAGCCUGAAAUCAACGCUUGCUGGUCUUGGGAUAUCCCUCAAACCUGCGCAGUAUAGAACGGACGCUAAGGUUCUUCUAAAGCUAGUCUGUGGGCAGUUUUUUGGCACAGCUACUGGUUUUGUCGACAUGAUUGUGGAGCACAUUCCUUCCCCUUUGGCUGGUGCAAAGGCCAAGGUUGAAAAUACUUACACGGGGCCAUUGGACACGGAGCUCGCCGAAUCCAUGCAGAAGUGUGACCCUGAAGGCUCAUUGGCCAUCCAAAUAACAAAGUUAUACCACACCAGCAAUGCCUCAGAUUUCCUGUCGUUCGGCAGGGUUAUGAGCGGAACUGUGAAACCUGGUAUCCAGGUGCGCGUUCUGGGCGAAGGAUAUACCCUCGAUGAUGAGGAAGACAUGGUCACAGCUACUAUAUCGGAUUGUUGGAUAGCCGAAACCAGAUACAAGGUACCUGCAAGCGGUGUACCCGCUGGAUGUUGGGUGCUCCUGGGAGGGAUCGAGAAUUCCAUCGUCAAGUCGGCCACCGUAGUGGCACACAAGAUGGAUGAUGAUGCUUAUGUUUUCCGACCCAUAAAACACUUUACCGAAUCGGUAUUCAAGGUCGCUGUCGAGCCAGUAAAUCCUUCAGAGCUUCCAAAGAUGCUUGAUGGCCUUCGAAAGAUAAACAAGAGUUAUCCUCUUAUCUCGACGAAAGUCGAAGAAUCCGGUGAGCAUGUGAUCUUGGGCACCGGAGAGCUAUAUAUGGACUGCGUUCUUCACGAUCUUCGACGGAUUUUCUCCGAGAUGGAACUUAAAGUCUCUGACCCGGUCACGCGUUUCUGUGAGACUGUCGUAGAGACGUCGGCCAUCAAGUGCUAUGCGCAGACGCCUAAUAAGAAAAACAAGAUUACAAUGGUCGCAGAACCAUUGGAUUCGGGGAUCGCGGAGGAUAUAGAGAGCGGGAAGGUCAGCAUCAAGUGGCCGAUCCGGAAGGUUGGAAAAUUCUUCGAGGAGAAUUACGGAUGGGAUUUAUUGGCAAGUCGCAGUGUGUGGGCCUUCGGGCCUGACGAGAGGGGACCGAAUAUCCUUCAAGACGACGCUCUACCAAGUGAGGUGGACAAGAAGCUACUGAACCAGGUCCGAGAUAGCAUCCGGCAAGGUUUCUCUUGGGGUACUAGGGAAGGCCCUCUGUGUGAGGAACGUGAGUUUUGAAAGGAGUCAAUUGAUUGCUUGUUAGUGCUAUACUGACAAAAGUCCCUAGCUAUCCGAAAUACCAAGUUCAGGAUCAUGGAUGCUACGCUUGCCCCGGAGGCUAUCUACCGCGGAGGUGGCCAGAUUAUCCCUACCGCGCGAAGGGCUUGCUACUCAUCGUUUUUGAUGGCGUCUCCUCGACUUAUGGAGCCCAUGUACUCUUGCUCUAUGACCGGGCCCGCCGAUUCGGUUUCCGCGCUUUAUACUGUUCUCGCGAAGCGAAGAGGGCAUGUGUUAUCCGACGGGCCUAUAGCUGGAACGCGUAAGCUGAAUCCCCUAGAUACUGUUCAGAUUCCGAUAACUGAAACGAUUGCUUUCCGCAGCAUUGUAUCUUGUAAAGGGCUUAAUCCCAGUCAUCGAUUCCUUCGGCUUCGAAACCGAUGUUAGGGUAAGACCCUCUAGCCCAUCCUACCCCCUACGGAACCGUUAACAAGUUUAUAGAUCCACACGCAAGGAAUGGCCUUCUGCUCCCUCGUCUUCGACAGGUGGAGCAUCGUACCCGGCGACCCCCUCGACAAAGAAGUGAAACUCCGACCGCUGGAGCCCGCUUCUGCGCAGGCCAUGGCCCGAGACCUCACCCUCAAGACCCGCAGGAGAAAGGGUUUGAGCGAGGAUGUUACCAUCGCCAAAUUCUUGGAGCCCGAGUUGCACGCUAUGAUUGAGAGCUCGGGGCUGCUUGAUGGUUAGACUAUUGCGAGCGAGCGAGUGCCGGAGCGCAGGAGGGGUAAUGUAAGAUAGACGUGUGUUGGCGUGUUUAUUAUG